AGACGGAGUACGGUGAUUUUUCAUUUUUGCCCACCGUCGCUCCCUUGAAAAGCGGGUCGAAAGAAUCCGAGCAGUCAUCUUCUUACUUCCACAUCAAUCAUCAUUGACUUCACUUUUCAUGCACCUCCCUUUUUUUUCUUCUUCCCAAAAACCAAUAAAAUCAAUAUAGCUUUGCAUUUAAAACCAAAAAAUAACAAAAAUAAAUGUCAAAUUCCUAAUUUAAAUAUUUCACCUUCUCAGUUGAAAUUUCAGCUACCUACAGUCUUUUGCUGCUCAUUUUUAUUUAUUUAUAUUCUGAAAAGAGAAUAUUGGGUUUCUAAUUUAAUUUCAACCUUUGAAUUUUCUGUAUUUUUGGUGGAUCUUCUUGUUGGGGUUUCACUGAUUCUGAUCUAUAUUCAAAAAAAUAAGAAAUUGGUUGAUUACUUUGAUUUCAAAUCUCGAUUUUUUCUGUAUUUUUUGGUGGAUUUUCUGGGAUUUGAUUUGAUUUGAUUUGAAUUUCCAUUAAUUUUGGGGUGAUUAUUUUUGGAUUUUCUUUGUGGGUUUUGAUUACGGUGACAGAUAAUUCAAGAUUUUGAUUUGGGGGUCUGUUUCUUGGAUUUUUUUGGUGGGGUUUGAUUGAAUUUUGUUAUAUAAAUUCAAAUGUAUGAAGAAUAGGGUGUCACGUUCAUCAUCAUCACCAGCAUCGUUGUUGUUGUCAAUGGCUGCGCCAAGGAGUUUGGUAGUUGAUACGGGGCGGUUGCUGACAAGGGAUGAGGAAAUGAACUUAGGUUUGACGCCGGGAGCUGAGGAUUCACCGACUGGUAAAAGGUAUAAGGAAGGGAAGUUUCCGUUGUCAAGAUGGGAGUUUGCGGCAGCUUUAGGUGUAUUUGUGGUGUUUACAGUAGGGUUGUUUUCUAUAUACUUGACAAUGCCAGCUGCUGAGUAUGGAAAACUCAAGUUGCCUCGUUCCCUUUCCGACCUCCGGAUGCUCAAGGAUAAUAUUGGAACAUAUGCCAAAGUGUAUCCUGCGAAAUUCAUUCUGGGUUACUGCUCAACAUACAUAUUCAUGCAGACAUUUAUGAUUCCUGGGACAAUAUUCAUGUCCCUGCUUGCUGGAGCACUUUUUGGUGUUUUUAAAGGGCUUAUCUUGGUUGUCUUUAAUGCUACAGCUGGUGCAUCGUCCUGCUUUUUUCUGUCUAAAUUAAUUGGCAGGCCUUUAGUUAGCUGGUUGUGGCCUGAAAAAUUGAGAUUCUUCCAGGCAGAGAUAGCCAAGCGUCGGGAUAAGUUGCUCAACUAUAUGUUGUUUCUGAGAAUAACUCCAACAUUGCCAAAUCUUUUCAUCAACUUGGCAUCUCCAAUCGUGGAUAUACCAUUCCAUAUUUUCUUCUCGGCCACAUUGGUUGGUCUCAUUCCAGCCGCAUAUAUUACAGUCAAGGCCGGCCUAGCUCUUGGUGAGCUGAAGUCUGUGAAAGAUCUGUACGAUCUCAAGACCUUGUCCGUGCUCUUCCUCAUUGGUUUUAUCUCGAUAUUACCUACCAUCUUGAAGAGGAAGAAAAUAUACGAAUAAAGCUCCUCCCAGAAGGCCAAUUUGGAUCCUCUUGGAAAGUAACUUAUAGAAGAUAUAGUUUAAUUUUAUUUCGGAGCAAAUUGGAGAGGCAGAGGCAAGACAUAGUGAGACAAAUCUAUAUUUUACAUAUGGAAAUCUGAAAUCUACAUUUGACUGUCCAAUCCAUUGGUAGAAUAGUGGAAAAUGCUGUGUUCUUUACCAACUCCUUAUGUUUUACCCUCUGUUAGUCUGUUAUCUGACCCGCAGUUACCAGUAGUAUUGUUAAAGGUAAUGUCAAAUGUAGCAGACAGAUUUUGAUAUGAAUUCUGAUUCAAGAUUGAUCUUAUAGUCA
Solanum verrucosum is the source of this 1877-nucleotide messenger RNA. RefSeq lists its product as uncharacterized. The coding region runs from base 644 to 1546 and encodes 300 amino acids. Lineage: Eukaryota; Viridiplantae; Streptophyta; Magnoliopsida; Solanales; Solanaceae. Gene Ontology annotation, cellular component: endoplasmic reticulum. The transcript has 4 exons. The record is from RefSeq and is a predicted model, not a curated record.